This is a messenger RNA of Rubroshorea leprosula, 991 nucleotides long. Lineage: Eukaryota; Viridiplantae; Streptophyta; Magnoliopsida; Malvales; Dipterocarpaceae. The record is from the annotation of a GenBank genome assembly.
UUGAUCCUCUGAGCUUCUCUUCUGUGAAGGUUUCUGAACUUUCUCCUUCCUUGAUUGCUCCCAAGGUUCUCAAUAACUUCCUAGGGUGGUUGCUGUUUGGUUUCCUAGAAAAUUUUGGCUUUUUCCAGUGAUUUUCUUUUUGGUUUUUUCCUUGUUUUUCUUCCUUCCUUUGUAGCUUAAAAGAUGAAACCUUUCUAUGGGAUUGUGGGGCUGCUAUUAUUGACCUCUUUGAAAUUUGUUUUCUUUGCCCAAAGGCUGAAACUUGUUUCUUUCCUAGAAAAUUUAGGCAAUUUUCUGUCUGGAUUUCCCUCCUUUUUCUCUUUCCUUCGUGCUUUUAAGGCCUUCAUCUGGGUUGCCAUUAUUAAUCUAUCAAAAUUUGUAAUUUUUCUUUGCGAAGGUCGAAACUUUAGUAGUAGAUGUACACUGUGUAGCUACUCAAUAUAUUUCUGGGGCUGGGGGUUUUUGCUCAAUUUUGGUGAGAAUUUGUGUCAUUUUUUCUAAAAAAAAAUAUUGGUUCUCCUGCAAAGUUACUGGUUGACGUGGCUCUGAUCAUGAAGUAGAAAAUGGUGAGGAAAACAAAUUGUGAUAAAAAGGAUCGAGAAUGGAGCAAGCAGACUAGUGGCCUUCUCCAAGCGUCGAAACGGGCUGCUUAAGGCCUCUGAACUAUCUGUUCUGUGUGAUGUCGAAGUUGCAGUAUCGUCUCACCAAAAGGAAGACUUUACGAGUUCUCAAGCUCCAACAUCCAGAAGACCAUCGAACGAUACCAUGUAUGCAAAAGAAAUUCCAACUCACAAGCCGGAAAUGAAACAACACAUGCUGGGAGCUGUUGCGUCAAGGAUUGGGCUCAUGUUCUAUUGAGGAACUUCAAGAGAUUGAUAGCCAGCUAGAACAAGGCUUGAAAAAAAUCUGGCAAGAAAGGUUUGCAAUCUUUAGAUUUGUAUUUAGGCUAAAAGUAACUACAGUAAUGAAUUAAUACAUGAUUACAAGACUU